This is a messenger RNA of Papilio polytes (common Mormon), 527 nucleotides long. RefSeq lists its product as uncharacterized. Bases 85 to 510 code for a protein of 141 amino acids. The record is from RefSeq and is a predicted model, not a curated record. Lineage: Eukaryota; Metazoa; Arthropoda; Insecta; Lepidoptera; Papilionidae. The transcript is spliced from 3 exons.
UCUGUCUCUUUCUAGCUUAAAGAAAAUCAUUGGAACUGUUGUUCACUUCUUCCUUUUUAGCUUGGACAUAUCAACGUUCUCAAAAUGGUCGGAGCAUCUGAUAAAUGUACAUUCGGUAUCAGAAUGCCGAUGAACAUUAACAUGUUAAACGCGAUGAUAUCCAGAGAGGUUAAACAUUUUCGCAACUACAAAACAUAUAGACCUAAUUUUGGAGCUCUACCGGUGUCUGGAAAGUUCCAUGCCGCUCACGACAUGCAGAUAGAAACGGACGAGCAAAAGUUAAAGAUUGACGAUUACUGCCACAAGGUGACGCAGGCCAGAGCAAUCGGGCCCCACAGUAGAUAUUCAGCACCGGUUACCUCGAAUCAUGAGUAUGGUUGGCAUUACAAGCCUUUAGUAAAUCUGGAUCGCAACGACCGUCGUUUUUACCAACCGAUUGCUGAAAGCGAUGACACAAAGAUUGAAAUAAUUAUCCUAAAAUGUAACCCAAAGAAGAAAUUAAAAACCUAACAGUUAAAAGACCUUUA